AUGAAGACAAAUCCACUCCGACCCCUAAUCUCUUUGCGAUGCGGGCGUCAUGCAUGUCGGACUUACUCCUCGCUCUCCGAGCGCUUGCAUUAUGAACUGACCACAAGGAAGCUCCCGUUGACUUACGACUAUCUACACCCCCAACCUUCACAUCUUCUGAACCUCACGCUCCGUGAUCUCCUUCCACAAUCCCAAAAUUCCUCUGAUUAUGCGACUCUACCGACAUUGCAGAACCCGUCCCCGCUUCCCGUCGGUCACCACUUAAUCUACUUCCCGCCGCAGGUGACCUUGUCUCAACUACUCCCGGACUGCACAGAUACGUUACACACGCCGGGCGAACCAUUUAAUCGGCGCCUUUGGGCGGGUGGGAAUCUAAGAUUCCCUGUGCGCAGUCCGCCUCUGGAUGGCAGUCGCGCAGUCUGCAUAGAAUCCAUCCGCAACGUGACGGUGAAGGGCCGCGAAGGGGACGAGAAAGUGAUCGUCACCAUCGAACGACGCAUUGGCAAUGUUGCUGAGCAAGAAACAGCCGAGGAGACUUGGGACCGGAUAUGGAAAGAGAACGAAGACAAUGCGGGAGAAUCCUCAGUAAUUGAGAACCGGGACCUCAUUUUCAUGCGCCUAAAAACCAGCGCCCAAAUCGAGGCCGAUAAAGCGCAGUUCGGAAAGCCUGGUAGGACUGUAAAACGUGAGAAUAUACUACCAGCCAUUGAAUAUGAUGUCGAAUUUGCUAAUGAUUCUGGCGCAAUGAAGCUCCCUCCGGUGCGACGUUCCGCCAUGCCCUCAUACCUACUAAAGCGCUGCUAUUCCGAUUCUCGGCGUUGA
This is a messenger RNA of Penicillium mononematosum, 822 nucleotides long. RefSeq lists its product as uncharacterized. The record is from RefSeq and is a predicted model, not a curated record. The transcript has a single exon. Gene Ontology annotation, molecular function: (3R)-hydroxyacyl-[acyl-carrier-protein] dehydratase activity. NCBI's taxonomy places the organism in Eukaryota, Fungi, Ascomycota, Eurotiomycetes, Eurotiales, Aspergillaceae. Gene Ontology annotation, cellular component: mitochondrion. Bases 1 to 822 code for a protein of 273 amino acids.